CUCUCCUCUCCCUCUCUCUCCUUCUCUCUCUCUCUCUCACUCUGUCUUUCUUUCUGUUCAUCCUCGGGGUCUCUCCACCUAGCCGGUUAGAGCAGGGUUAUAUUCUAGGGUUGAGGGGGUUUGUGUUGUCAGCUAUAGGAGGCGACAUGCAGCAUCCAGGAGGAACAUGCGUGGCGUUACCCAACGUGGAUGCCUGUCCUCAGCUGUCCUGUGCUGCCCUCACCUUCAUGUAUUUACAGCAGGGUAACCAGGACGCACCGGCCCCCCCGGACCCAUCCAUGGCCCAGGCAUACCCAUCAGCCCAGUUCGCCCCUGCUCCCCAGAACGGCAUCCCGACUGAGUUCACGGCUUCACACCCCCAUCCACAUCCACAUCCCCACCCACAUCCGCAUCCGCAUCAACACCCAGCACCACAGGACUACACCGGUGUCCAGGCACCUGUCAGUGAGCACCCGCUCAACAUGUACCCCUCGCAGAGCCACAGCGAGCCUAGUGGGUCCGACUCCAGUGGUCAGACAGUCGCCGGCACAGCCACACAGACGGAUGAUGCCGCCCAGACGGACAGCCAGCCACCAACGCAGACUGUAUCUGAAAGCACAGACAGCAAGGCCCAGCCCAAGAGGCUUCACGUCUCCAACAUCCCCUUCAGGUUCAGGGACCCAGACCUCAGGCAAAUGUUUGGCCAAUUUGGCAAAAUCUUAGAUGUGGAAAUCAUUUUCAACGAGCGUGGCUCUAAGGGUUUUGGGUUCGUAACUUUCGAACAUAGCGUGGACGCCGACAGGGCCAGAGAGAAAUUACACGGCACCGUGGUAGAAGGCCGUAAAAUAGAGGUCAACAAUGCAACAGCUCGAGUAAUGACAAAUAAGAAGACUGUCAACCCAUAUGCAAAUGGCUGGAAGUUAAAUCCAGUGGUUGGCGCUGUCUACAGUCCAGAAUUCUAUGCAGUCCCAGGUUUUCCCUACCCAGCAGCCAGUGCAGCAGCAGCGUACAGAGGGGCCCACCUACGAGGUCGGGGACGGACCGUCUACAACACAUUCAGGGCGGCCGCUCCGCCUCCCCACAUCCCGGCUUACGGAGGUGUUGUUUACCAGGAUGGAUUUUAUGGUGCAGAUAUUUAUGGUGGUUACGCUGCCUACAGAUAUGCCCAGCCUACUGCUGCCACAGCUGCUGCAUACAGUGACAGUUACGGACGAGUAUAUGCUGCCGACCCCUACAACCACACACUUACUCCAGCAGCCACAUACAGCGUUGGUGCCAUGAACGCUUUCGCCCCGCUGACAGAUGCCAAAACUCGGAGUCACGCCGACGACGUGGGGCUGGUACUGUCCUCCCUCCAGGCUAGUAUAUACCGGGGAGGCUACAGCCGCUUCGCACCCUACUAACACCACCCCACCUACACUCAACCUUCCAACAGAGCAGAGAGAAAGUGUGUGUGCGCGCGUGCGUGCGUGUGUGUGUGUGUGAGGUGUGUGCGCACGAGUGAACGAGAACGACAAAGAGAGAUAUAGAGGCAAGAGACAUUACCAAGGCCUGGGUAUUGCAAUACAUGCAGUUGUGCAUCAUUUUAACAUCUCCUAAGUGAGAGGUGAGGUUAAAAAAAAAAAAAAAAAAAAAAAAAAAUUAAAAAAAAAGAGAGAGAGAUAAAUAAGAAUAAAAUGACAGCUGAUAUUUUUCAUCUUAUACCUCAGAUAUUUUGUGCUGUGUAUUUUGAUAUUGUGGGUUUUUAAUUUCUAACGAUUUAAAACAUAGAUUGUCAGCUGUAGAAGUUUUUCCGUGGUACUAAUAGAGAGCUGCUAGAAGUAACGAUUAGGACACAAAGAAAAACUUAACAGAUUUAAGCUGUUAGGGCUUGUAUAGAACUCCAAUGUAAGAUAUGUCGUAGUCACGAUUUGGGGUUUUUAUGUUUUUGUAAAAGUGUUUAAGUGACUACACUAGUCAAGUGUUGUUUUCUUUCUUUUUUCCGUUCUUUUUUUUUUUUUUUUUUCUCAGCUUCCUUUGGCGCUUCCUCUGUCAUUUAGCAAUUUUUUUUUUUUCAAGGUUUUGGGAGGUAUUAAAGGAAUCUUGGAAAAUGGGGAAAUAUUUUAGUUCUUAUGUGAACUUUAAAGAGCAGGGAAGGAUUUGUUCACUAGAUAAUGUGGUUAUAUCUUACAUCACUCCAAGCCAAAGGUUCUGGUGGACAUAUUUUACGUGUAUAGUCAGGACUUUCUCUUUACCCAGAUACAGAAUGAGCUACAGGACGAGGAAAAGCAGCGUUGCCAUGGCGAGGAAACUGUUCCACCUUUUCGUUACGUUGUCCACACCUUGAGUAGAGAGCUGGCCGUCCAGAAGCAGAUGUUUUUUUAUAUAAACUUCCAGUAUAUUGAUUGGUAUAAUUGAUGACUUUUAUAUUACAAGAGAGAUUAAAAAAAAAAAAAUGAAAAAAAGGCGGUGCCCAAAGCCACCGUCUCUAUUUUUUUUUUCAGUUAAUUUUGUUUCACUGUUUUUUUUUUGUUUUUUUUUUCAAAAGUAAUAUGACUAUGAUUAUUUGUAAUGAAUGUUGGGGGGA
Myripristis murdjan (pinecone soldierfish) is the source of this 2545-nucleotide messenger RNA. It is a transcript of the gene rbfox1, whose product is annotated as RNA binding fox-1 homolog 1. The record is from RefSeq and is a predicted model, not a curated record. NCBI's taxonomy places the organism in Eukaryota, Metazoa, Chordata, Actinopteri, Holocentriformes, Holocentridae. The transcript has 12 exons. Bases 147 to 1382 code for a protein of 411 amino acids. Gene Ontology annotation, biological process: regulation of alternative mRNA splicing, via spliceosome; nervous system development. Gene Ontology annotation, cellular component: cytoplasm; nucleus. Gene Ontology annotation, molecular function: mRNA binding.